Messenger RNA from Ricinus communis (castor bean), 800 nucleotides. RefSeq lists its product as uncharacterized. Gene Ontology annotation, cellular component: cytoplasm. Gene Ontology annotation, molecular function: protein phosphatase inhibitor activity. Lineage: Eukaryota; Viridiplantae; Streptophyta; Magnoliopsida; Malpighiales; Euphorbiaceae. Bases 173 to 508 code for a protein of 111 amino acids. The transcript has 7 exons. The record is from RefSeq and is a predicted model, not a curated record.
CUAACAUAGUCCUUAUUGUACGCGACUUUUUCUCCUCUCUUCAUCUUCUUUCUACCCUCCUCCAAACCAUAAUAAGCAUUAAUUUUUAUUUUUAAUUUUUUUUACAGAAUAAAAUCUUUCAAUUAGUCGAAAUUUCACAUCGUGAUUUUUCUAUCCCCAUCUCUUUAUAGGCAUGGAAGGUGUGAAAGAGCAAGAACUUGUUGAAGAUAAAGCUGCUUCAAUGCCAUCAUCUCAAGAAGAGGAAGAAGUUAUAAAAAAGAAAUAUGGAGGAAUUGUGCCUAAGAAACCUCCUCUUAUUUCUAAGGAUCAUGAAAGGGCAUACUUUGAUUCUGCUGAUUGGGCACUUGGAAAGCAAGGUGUUGAGAAACCUAAAGGACCACUUGAAGCCCUUCGGCCCAAAUUACAGCCUACACAACAACAGACGCGGUACCGAAAAUCGCCUUAUGCCCCAUCAGAUGGUGAAGAUGCAGGGAGUGCUCCGGCUGAGGAUGCAACUGCAAAUGAAUGAGGAUUUCUUGUUGGCCUUGUGAUCUAGGGAGAAAUUCUGAUUGUUAUUUUAAUACCUGAACAGGUUAUGAGUAGUUUUCUGUUGUUUCAGAGAAAUAAAGUUUGAAUAUUUGCCAAAAUAGAGAGAAAGAAGAAAAGAAAAAGAAGAAGAAAAAAUUGGAUGAAUUAAGAGUGAGUGUAUGAUCUGUGUAAUGUUAGCAUACAUUGCUUUGUUGGUCUGUUGAAAUACAGUGAGGGUAAUAUUAGUAGAGAGGCAGCAUGUAGUAUUUAUGGCUGUCGCCUCUGUUCUAUAA